AUGCCCGUCUUGCAAGUCACCGUCAAGUGGAGCGGCAAGAAGUUCGAUGCCAUCGAGCUCGACACGGACCAGCCCGGACUGGUCUUCAAGACCCAGCUGUUUUCCCUCACCGGCGUUGCGCCUGACCGCCAGAAGAUCAUGAUCAAGGGCGGCAUCGUCAAGGACGAUACGGACUUUAACAAGCUUGGUCUCAAAGAUGGCCAUUCAUUCAUGAUGAUGGGCACAGUCGGGGAGCUUCCCAAGGUUCCUACAACCGCAACGGUCUUCCUCGAGGACAUGAGUGACAACCAGAUUGCACAGGCACUCAAGAUUCCUGCCGGUCUUGUAAACCUGGGGAACACAUGCUACAUGAACGCAACAAUUCAGUGUCUUCGUGCCAUUCCUGAACUUUCGACGGCCCUUUCAGCGCUACCUGCCGGAUCCGAUGGCAACACCCGACUGGCGGCCUCCCUUCGUGACCUGCUCAAGAAUCUAAGCAUCUCGAGCGACUCGAUCACGCCGCUGGUGUUCCUGCAGGUCCUUCGUCUGGCUUACCCUCAGUUUUCCCAGGCCGAUAACCGUGGGUUCAUGCAGCAGGACGCUCAGGAGUGCUGGAGCCAGCUUGUCUCGUCGCUCAAGGGUGCCGUUCCAGGACUCUGUCUGGACGGAACAGCCAAUCCAGACGCCAAGUUUGUUUCGCAGUUUCUGACCGGCGAGAUGUAUUCCAGCAUCAAAUGCGAUGAGAGCGACGAACCUGCACAGGAGGGUAUCGAGUCGUUCACAGAUCUUACUGUCAAUAUCGGUUCCGGAGUUUCGACCUAUAUGAUGACCGAUAUCCUGAACGGCCUGACUGAAAAGAUCGAAAAGCACUCGCAGGCCUUGGGGCGCUCUGCCGUUCACACCAAGUCUCGCAAGAUCUCGCGCCUUCCUGCCUAUCUCGCCAUCAACUUUGUUCGCUUCCAGUGGAAGGCCCAGGAGAGAAUCAAGGCCAAGAUUCUCAAGAAAGUCAAGUUCCCGUUCGAGCUCGAUAUUUCUCCAUGUUGCACUGCGGAGUUGCAAGAAAAGCUGUCUCCGGCCAAGGCUCACCUCAAAGCUGUGUCUGACAAGAAGGCUGAUGCCAAGAAAAAGCGCAAGGCCGGCAGCGAGACCGAGGCUUCGCAGAAGAUGGACAUUGAUGCAGCUCCCCAGAGCGACCAAGUUGCGCUGAUGAAGGAUAUCGGCGUGGAUUCAAGUUUGAUCGACGACGUGGGCUGCAAUAGCUCGGGAGUGUAUGAUUUGGUUGCUGUCCUGACCCACGUUGGACGUGCCGCCGACUCGGGCCACUACAUCGGAUGGGUCAAGCAGGACAACAGUGAUGAGUGGUGGAAGUUUGACGACGACAAGGUCUCCAUGGUCAAGCAGGACGAUAUCACGAAGCUCGAGGGUGGCGGCGACUUUCACACCGCUUACAUCUGUUUGUAUACUCGCAAGAAGCUGGAAUCGCUGGAUCAAAUCAACUAG
This is a messenger RNA of Polychytrium aggregatum, 1479 nucleotides long. RefSeq lists its product as uncharacterized. Gene Ontology annotation, biological process: proteasome-mediated ubiquitin-dependent protein catabolic process; regulation of proteasomal protein catabolic process; protein deubiquitination. Lineage: Eukaryota; Fungi; Chytridiomycota; Chytridiomycetes; Polychytriales. Gene Ontology annotation, molecular function: proteasome binding; cysteine-type deubiquitinase activity; protein binding. Bases 1 to 1479 code for a protein of 492 amino acids. The transcript is spliced from 14 exons. The record is from RefSeq and is a predicted model, not a curated record.